Molecule: messenger RNA, 836 nt
Organism: Helobdella robusta
Lineage: Eukaryota; Metazoa; Annelida; Clitellata; Rhynchobdellida; Glossiphoniidae
Exons: 4
Coding region: 162-836 (224 amino acids)
Source: RefSeq, a predicted model, not a curated record
GAUAAACUACAAACAGUCACAAUGUUACAAAAAUUAAAAAUAAGGGACAUCUUAAAUUCAGUUGAAGCUUUUCAAUGACAUUAGCAACAUUCUACCGUAAAAGUAUUAGUGAUAUAUUUAACUAACUUAAUAAUAAAUAUAGACAGUAAAAGCAAAAAUAGAUGGGUUGUUCGCUGGGCCAGAAAGAUUUGCUCUCCAUUAUGAUGCUUAAUCGCGUGCAAGAGCGCAGAAUCGUCACCAAUAUAGAUUACUGCAAGUGCAUCUACAAAAAUUGUUACGACUGCUGUGACUCUAACUGUUGUGGUUGUCUGUGUAACGGAUGCGAGUCGGUUAUGCCGAUUCACAACAUCAUACCGACACUUGAACCGAAUCCCAACGAUUACUUUGAGUCGAGUUUUGCUGAUUGUUUGACGCUUUCCUAUAUCGAACCAAGUGGGCGAUUUUUAAGAGUUACAAACAGAUCUCCAUAUCUGAAGAAAUCCUUACUGGGAAAAACAAUUGUUCAGUUCUGCGGAGAUGACUUAAUAAAUGUGGUUUGUUGCCCCGACAUUUUCGUAGAGCCCUGUGGAUUUAUGGAUCUCUGGUCACUUUGUGGCUACUAUUCCUGCCCGGGCAUAUCCGACUACUCGUCCUACUGCGACACUGAUAUGUGGCACUGCUCCAGGUACGCCACCACAGUCCUCUGCACUGCCGACGGAAAAGGAUUCGUCGAAAACGGAUUUUCAGUGUUGGAUCCUUACAUGAUCAAAUUUAUAAACAUUAUCUUUUUAUUAUUUUGCCAUUUUGAUAAAGGUUCUGGUAAACAAACUUGGCGUACGCAAAAAAACUUAGUGUAA